Dreissena polymorpha is the source of this 1119-nucleotide messenger RNA. RefSeq lists its product as uncharacterized. Gene Ontology annotation, cellular component: large ribosomal subunit; mitochondrion. Gene Ontology annotation, molecular function: structural constituent of ribosome. Bases 193 to 1038 code for a protein of 281 amino acids. Gene Ontology annotation, biological process: translation. Lineage: Eukaryota; Metazoa; Mollusca; Bivalvia; Myida; Dreissenidae. The transcript has 4 exons. The record is from RefSeq and is a predicted model, not a curated record.
UAAUGUACAAAGGCAUGUUUUUAUCGCGUACGUAUAUAUCUCUGUGAUUGUGAGGAUUCGUUCAUUCUGUGCGACAGCAUCCGACACUACCAGAGGUCGCCAACCUCAAACUACCAAAGGCAAAACUACUAGAUCUACACCUUUGGUACUUCGAUAAGUCAACGGGGGAAUCUUACAACAACAACAACAACAAUGGCUGCGCCCAUGAAGAUUUGGUGGGCAUCACACAGCCCACUUCAGAGGGUACUGCAGCAAUGCCUGUUUCGGGGCAGUCUGACCGCUGUCCGCCAGACUUCAAACAGCAGUAGUGACAGGGAUGGGCCUCCUGCCUGGGCUGCACAGGACACACCCACUGGGCGGACAUUCUCUGCUUUAUACUUUGUCAGGACAAGCGAUAAACAACAUUGGAAAAGACGAGGUGAAGUAGUGAACAAACCAUGGAGAGAUAUUAUCAUGAACUACGGAGAAAGAAAGAAGCAAACUGCAGAAAUAAUACCCAUGGACGAGAGGCCCAAGUUGUUAAUGGUUCAACGAGUGAGAACAACCAAGGGAAGGCCUUAUUACGAGUUAAACUGGCUGGAUCAGCUUGGAAUAAAAGAGUACAAAAAGCCAUACAUCUUAAAAAACAAGGAGAACACCAACAAAAUUCUGAUGAAGGUUCGACACCUUGUGGAGAUAUUACCAGUCACAUUCCCAUAUGGGCCACCGGAAUCUGAUGAUGAUCUAGACCACUGUUACAUGUGCGACAAUGGGGAAUUCAUCGUUAAAAAGAGGCUUAAAGCUACGGCGCAGAUUCAAGGAGAAGUACCUGUCACUAACCAGAUAGCAGGGGAAGUACCAGUCACGGACCAAAUUUCUGAAAACAAAUAUGAAAUCUCCCAAAAGCUUCUAGACAAGACUGUGGAGCACAAGAAAAUGAAGCAUCAGAUACACCAGGAAUAUUAUCAGACUAAAUACAUAUAUGAAUAUAAUCAGGACAAAAAGGAAUGGCGCUACAAAGGCAACAAGAAUAUCGGUUAUGCCUAUACCUGGCAUUAAUUGCAUAUUGGAGAAGCAGAUGAAGAACAAACUGAUGUUAACAAAUACAUUUAACAUGUUAUGAAUAAAACAAUCCAUUUA